Hypomesus transpacificus is the source of this 983-nucleotide messenger RNA. It is a transcript of the gene ncbp2, whose product is annotated as nuclear cap binding protein subunit 2. The transcript has 4 exons. Gene Ontology annotation, biological process: mRNA cis splicing, via spliceosome. NCBI's taxonomy places the organism in Eukaryota, Metazoa, Chordata, Actinopteri, Osmeriformes, Osmeridae. The record is from RefSeq and is a predicted model, not a curated record. Gene Ontology annotation, cellular component: nuclear cap binding complex. Bases 96 to 560 code for a protein of 154 amino acids. Gene Ontology annotation, molecular function: RNA cap binding.
AGUAACUUCCUUCAUCGUUCUGCUGGUCCGUGAGAGCAGGCUCAUUGCUAGCUUAGAAAGACAAACGACGAAGUUUCAGUAAAGUUAAAAUCAAAAUGUCCAUUAAGUUGAAUGCUCUUUAUAGUGACUCUUACGUUGACAUAAGCCAAUACAGAGACCAGCAUUUCAAGGGUAACCGCUAUGAGCAGGAGAAUCUGCUGAAACAGAGCAACACGCUGUAUGUGGGCAACCUGUCCUUCUACACCACCGAGGAGCAGGUCUAUGAACUCUUUUCCAAGAGCGGAGACGUCAAAAGGAUCAUCAUCGGCCUGGACAAGGUGAAGAAGACAGCGUGUGGAUUCUGCUUUGUAGAGUACUACACACGUGCAGAUUCUGAACACGCCAUGAGGUUUAUUAACGGGACGCGAUUGGACGACAGGAUCAUCAGGACAGACUGGGACGCCGGUUUUAAAGAAGGCAGGCAGUAUGGCCGUGGCAAGUCAGGGGGGCAGGUCAGAGAUGAAUACAGACAAGACUAUGACCCUGCCAGGGGCGGCUAUGGGAAAGUAGUGACUCGAUAACGAGCGGCUGUGCUCUUGCCCCUGUUCCUGUGUCCUUCUAUGUUCUGUGUUGUGUGUGUUUGCCUCUUUCAGGUGAGGGAUGAAUAUAGACAAGAUUAUGACCCGGCCAGGGGAGGGUACGGGAAGUUAACUCUACAGAGAGCGCUAGAGGGACGCCAGAGUUUUUAGCAGCUGAGAUUUCAGUUGAAGCGGAGAUGUGGGGGUAGAUCUGAGGUUUAAACUCUCGUUUAUUGAAGGGUGGGGGUGGGGGGGGGGUUGCUCCUGGUGGUUUUUUUUUUAUCUUGUUUUAUUUUGUGACUUCUGUGCUCUGAGAAGACUUACGUUUUUCCAUUUUAGUCUGAAGUUGCUGAUAGUCUACAUCUGCCACUCAUGUUUUCAUCACCCAAACUGUGCAUGUUUUUCUAAUAAACAUUGUUUUUGUUA